Messenger RNA from Cokeromyces recurvatus, 423 nucleotides. RefSeq lists its product as uncharacterized. NCBI's taxonomy places the organism in Eukaryota, Fungi, Mucoromycota, Mucoromycetes, Mucorales, Mucoraceae. Gene Ontology annotation, biological process: RITS complex assembly; regulatory ncRNA-mediated heterochromatin formation; regulation of transcription by RNA polymerase II. Gene Ontology annotation, cellular component: SAGA complex. The coding region runs from base 1 to 423 and encodes 140 amino acids. The record is from RefSeq and is a predicted model, not a curated record. The transcript is spliced from 2 exons.
AUGGGAGCUAAACGUGCCGUAGAAGGAAGAUCACAACCCUAUGAUGUUCUCUUAGCAGCUUAUCAGAAAAAAUCUAUAGGUAGACCUAAUGUUAAAGAUCAACUAGCCAAAAAGAAAGUGAAUCAAACUAAUGAUGAAUCAUUUAUUGAUUCCGAUGAAGAAGUAGAAAAUGUGAUGCAAGCGUUUAAACAAAGUCGACCUACGCCACUUGCAGAAAAAAGAUAUUAUUUCGUUAAGCGUCGGCGUCAAUGUUUUCGUUUACGAGAUAUUUUAGUAGAUGCUAUCACACCCAAAUUAAACAAUACUUAUUCACAACGACAGCAGCAACAACAGCAACAACAACAACAACAAAAUAAUUUUAAUACAGAUAAUAAUACUAUUUUUAAUGAACCUUCUAAUACUACAUUUUUUUCAGUACGAUAA